This is a messenger RNA of Oreochromis niloticus (Nile tilapia), 4008 nucleotides long. It is a transcript of the gene sirt4, whose product is annotated as sirtuin 4. Gene Ontology annotation, cellular component: mitochondrial matrix. Gene Ontology annotation, molecular function: histone deacetylase activity, NAD-dependent; NAD+ binding. The record is from RefSeq and is a predicted model, not a curated record. Lineage: Eukaryota; Metazoa; Chordata; Actinopteri; Cichliformes; Cichlidae. The coding region runs from base 555 to 1490 and encodes 311 amino acids. The transcript is spliced from 7 exons.
AGACUGAUCUUCUCUGUUAUCUUUCCAGUGUGAGUGCACGAAAGGAUCUCACAGAUGAACAUGUGGCCCCUGACACUCCAGCCACCUCUUCUGCACCAGUCUCACCUCCAGCUGAGGCUCAGACGAACAAAUCAAAGAAGGCUUCCUGGUGGCGCAGAUGGCUUUUUUGUGAGAAAAAGUCAAAGGUUUUUCCCAAAAAUGAAGACAAGGCAGAAGACACGGUCGUGCCACCUUCUGAACCCCAACAGAGUACCAUCAGCACUGAAAAAUGUGAAGUCAAGGACGUUGGUGUCCAGACAGAGGUUUCCUGCCCUCCCAACUCGCUGCUGUUUUUCUGCACGAAAAAGGUGACCUUAGAUGAUGAGCCGCGUUGUCCUGAAGUCAAUGAGAGAGAUGAACCAGUUUCCAGGCCGUGUACCCCAGCAGGUCACGGUGGUAGCCAGGGAGCCAUGCUAAGAGACCACGUCACACACUGCUGACUAACAUACGAUGAUGAGUUCGUCAAUGAUGAGCAGCGGCAGAGAACAGCUUACCUGCUGUUCUAUGAAAAACAGAUGAUGAGGCUGCCAUGGCGGGUCCUGGCUCCACACACAGCACCUGUAAGGAGAGCCUCCUCAGUCCCUGCAGGGCUGAUGAACUUUGUCCCCGCCUGCAGCACCACCGACGCCCACUCACUGGAGCUGCUGCAGGACUUUGUGACCCGAGCCAGACGCCUGUUUGUCAUCACCGGAGCGGGUCUGUCCACGGAGUCGGGCAUCCCCGAUUACCGUUCAGAGGGCGUCGGGCUGUACGCCCGCACUGACAGACGACCCAUGCAGUACGCAGAGUUUGUCCGCAGCGCAAAGUCCCGUCAGCGCUACUGGGCCAGAAACUUCGUCGGAUGGCCGCAGUUUUCCUCCCACCAGCCGAACUCUGCACACAAGGCCCUGCAGCGGUGGGAGGACAGGGGCAAGCUGCACUGGCUGGUUACGCAGAAUGUAGAUGCUCUUCACUCAAAGGCGGGUCAGAAGAGACUCACAGAGCUCCACGGCUGUGCCCACAGGGUCACGUGCCUUGGCUGUGGUGCCAUCUCAGCACGGGAGGAGCUCCAGAGGCGAUUUAUAUCUUUAAACCCAGAGUGGCGAGCUCAGGCUGGCGCCGUGGCCCCAGACGGAGACGUCUUCUUGGAGGAUGAGCAGGUCCUCCAUUUCAGAGUUCCCUCCUGUGAUGACUGCGGCGGGAUACUGAAGCCUGAGGUCACGUUUUUUGGAGACUCCGUGAACAAAGCAACUGUGCAGUUUGUGCACGAAAGGCUGGCAGAGUCGGAUGCGGUGCUCGUUGUGGGGUCAUCUUUACAGGUGUACUCAGGAUACAGGUUUUUACUGGCAGCGAGGGACAGGGAGAUGCCGGUCGCCAUCCUGAACAUAGGGCCCACCCGAGCAGACCACCUGGCUGAGCUGAAAGUCAGCGGCCGCUGCGGGGAAGUGCUGUCAGUCAUUCAGCCGCUCUGACUGACCGCAGCCUAAAAAGCUUGAAGUGCUCUGCUGGUUAGGUUAAAACUACCUCAGAUUUAUGGAAACAGUUGCUCUCUGUUGUUACACGCUGUAUGCAGGUGACUGAAUGUUAAUAAUUGUGAGCUAUAAAUGUGUCAGACUUGAAUCCAGCUGAUCUUCAUACAGCAGGUUGGUGUCAGGGAGCUGAAAUCCUGUCUCUGCAAUCAAAUGUCAACCUACCAGGAAAACAGAAAGACUGUGCUUUGUUGUGUGAUUGUUGGUUUUAGGUUGAAAUAAUAAUGGCAUGCAGGUCAGAUGUGUGAAGUGAAAUGAAAAUUUGCAGGCUUGAAGAAAAACAGAGGUACCCCGUUUUCUUCCUCAAGCUCUUUUCACUUUAUAAAUGGACUGCAUUCAUGUAGAAUGUCUUUUCAAGUCUUAUCAAACACACAAAGCACCAUCACUAGGUACUGACGACACCUUUGGAAUCAAACGCUCUUAUUCUGAUAAGACAAAAACACACAUGGUGGCUGCUCUUAUGUCGAUGGGAAGAUGCAAUAUAAAUGUUUAUUUUCAUGUUCUGCCACCAGAUCUGUUUUAAAAGGUGCAAUUUGUUCUUCUUCCUUUUUUUAAUUAUGCAAUACUCAGAUGGUUAGUAUUUUGAUUGAUUUUAAAUGCUGCCAUAUUCAUUUUAAUCAGUUUUUGUGAAUUUCAGUUUAAAGUAGGUUGAAUUAAUAUUUUUUCAGGCUGGAUUUUAAAGUGGCAUUAUGCUGUCUUUUUAAGGUUAUGUGGUGAAAACUUUCUGUAAUAAAAUAUUCAGAAAAUAAGAGUUGUUUUUUUUUAAUUUAUUAUCACACUUGCAAGAUGGAAAUAUUCAUCAUUAAAGAAGUCUCAAACCUUGGUGUAUCAAACAUAAGGCCCAGGGGCCAGAAUCAGAUAACAAAGAUUCCAAUCUGGUCCUGCAUGACUUUUGAAAACACGAAGAAUGUAAAAUUUUGGACUGAAUGUAUUUUCAUAAGUUUUCAUGCUGAUAAAGAGCUCCCUCAUUGCUAUUCAUACUACACCAAAGUAAUUAAGCAGUAGAUAACAAUGAAAUUACAGAACAUUUCCUGUAUAAUACAGAAAUGUCUGUCUUUUACAAUGUGUGCAUAGUAAGAAAAAAAUCUGAAUUAACAGAGACUUUCUCUUUUCUAAUUACAAAGUAGUCUGAGCAUGAGGCUACCAGAUCUUUUUCUGUAACAUUUAUCUCCCAACUUAAGCCUGAAGAGACGUGCUGACAGAUUUUUCCAUUAACUACAGCAGCAUUUCUGUAUCCGUGGAAAAACUGAGAUAUGCUGUAGAAAUCGCACUGCUUUUUCUGAUAUUAACAUGUCUCAGAGAUUAAACGUGUAGUUAAACUUUACACUGACAGAAAGUGGAGUUUCACUGUUGCGGCCCGCUGAAGAUCAGAGUGGGCUGUAUGUAGUUUGACAUCCCGCUCUAACAAAACACCUUUUUCUCACACUAGUCUUAACCUGAGUUAUGUAUUGUCAGGUCAUGUUGCAUUAUAGUCGGUAUUUUCAUGAGUGAGGUCAAUAACAAUAUAGUUAACUCUGAUCAGGUGGUCUCCCUCUCCUGGAACCUGCCGCCCACGUCAAUAACCCAACAGCUGUUUUGACAGUGUUUAUUACAGUCAUAAAUAAUCAAACAUAACCCAGAGCAUUUUGCUUUAAAGACAAAAUUACAUCAUGUUCACAAACAAACCGAGGGCAGUGUGACUACAGAUUGAUUAAUCGUGAGAUCUUUCAGGAGGUUUUGCUGCUCAAAUCUCUGCUGCAGACGGAGUUUCCAGGUCUCCAGGUCAGACUUUAUCUCCUCUUGCAGAGCAGCUGGGACGCUGAAGGAAUACAGACAACAUCUGUGAGCUGCAGUAUCUGGCUGCCAUGUUGCUGAAGCCGUAACCACCGUGAGGGGAGUCAUGGACAGACAGUUGUCGAAACUCUUCGUGUGAUCAAACCAGUAAGUGACGGGGUAACCCAGUAACAGCCCAAACACAGUACACAGGUUCCACUCCUCACAUUUCUCUCCGCCACUGAGAAGCCUCUCAACCUCGUCAAGCUGCUGCACCCCUCCCAGUAGAAGUAGUAAAUCUUGUAUCAUGCACUUCAGGUCUCCCCUCAGCGGAUCAGCGAGGGUGGGCGACUCCUGUGAGUGGCAGACAUCAAUCACGGCCACGCUGCUCCCCUCAUGAAGAACCUGCUCUAGAUUUGACUUGACUGUGACCGGAUUAACAAUGAGACCAUUUCCAUUUAAAUCCAGCGUGAGCAGCGAUUUAGACACAAGCUGGAGAGACUGCAAAGAGCUCAGAUAGUGCUCCACUUGUUCUGCGCAGGCACCGUUAAUAUCGUACAGAACAGCAGGCUUCAAUCCCAAAUCUACAGCUGACACCUGAGCAGCCAGGUCCAGACUCUGAGGAGCGGAGAGGGACUUUCUACCAGCAGACAGAUACUUACGAGCAGCAGCAACAAAGAGCUCUGAAGCAGACAUGACUGCAUAAAAA